Lodderomyces oxycetoniae is the source of this 8772-nucleotide messenger RNA. RefSeq names its product snoRNA-binding rRNA-processing protein (gene DIP2). Gene Ontology annotation, cellular component: Pwp2p-containing subcomplex of 90S preribosome; mediator complex; small-subunit processome. The record is from RefSeq and is a predicted model, not a curated record. Gene Ontology annotation, molecular function: transcription coregulator activity; protein binding; glycerophospholipase activity. The transcript has 6 exons. Lineage: Eukaryota; Fungi; Ascomycota; Pichiomycetes; Serinales; Debaryomycetaceae. Gene Ontology annotation, biological process: regulation of transcription by RNA polymerase II; maturation of SSU-rRNA; phospholipid catabolic process. The coding region runs from base 1 to 8772 and encodes 2923 amino acids.
AUGAAAGCUGUUCUCGUAUGUUACCUUGUGUUAAUAGGAUCUACCCCAGUGAACGGGUUGUGGCCAUUUGAUUCCGGAGAAGACAAUAGCUCUUCGGGAACAGCAACAGCAGCAGCAACAACAAGUGAUAGCGAGUCUUGGUAUGAAAAUAUAUUAAACGGCUUUGGUGGUGGUGGUGGUGGUGAUGAAAAAAAUUCUUCAGAAACGGGAGCGGCAGGCACUGGUAGCUCCAACCCGUAUGCACCAUAUAAUGCCAAUUGUCCCUCAGGGCCGCUAGUAAGAGAAGCAAGCGGUAUAUCGGAUAACGAGAGAAACUACAUCAAAAGCCGACAGGAAAUCACAAACAAAAACAUAAUUGAUUUUUUACAAAAUAGAGCCAAUCUUACGGACUUUGACGCAGAGUCUUUUGUCAAUGAUAAUGCUAAUGAGCACAAUAUAACCAUAGGAUUAGCAUUCAGUGGAGGUGGUUACCGAGCUAUGCUUUGUGGAGCAGGCCAGAUUUUGGCAACGGAUUCCAGAUUUGAGGAAUCUAACCAGCAUGGGGUAGGAGGGUUGCUUCAAUCGGCUACCUAUUUAACCGGAUUAUCAGGCGGGAACUGGUUGGUUGGAAGUUUGGUGAUGAAUAACUGGAUAUCAGUUGCAGACAUAUUGAAGGAAAACCCCGAAAUCUGGCAAUUGGAGGAUUCUAUAAUUAAUCCGAGUGGAAUUCGUAUCGAUAAAACUAUUGCUUACUAUUAUGGAUUGCGUCAGGCCAUUACAGCGAAAGCAGAUGCUGGAUUUAACACAACAAUCACCGAUAUUUGGGGAAGAGCCUUGGCUCAUCAGUUUUUCCCAGAUUCAUCUGGUGGAGAAAAUAUUACUUGGUCAAGUGCACAAAACUUGUCAAGUUUUCAAGAUCACACAAUGCCUUAUUUUUUGGUUGUAGCCAAUGGAAGAGAUCCAAACACAUUUAUUAUUAAUGAAAAUAGUACUGUUGUUGAGAUUUCGGCGUAUGAGUUGGGUUCUUGGGACAGGUCAUUGAGGGCAUUUACUAAUGUUGAGUACUUGGGCUCAAAAGCGGAUGCUGGUAAUCCAAGUAGUGCCAACAAUUGCGUGCGGGGGUUUGAUAAUGCAGGGUUUAUCAUGGGUACUUCUUCAUCGUUAUUUAAUCAAAUUGUACUUCAGUUGGGAAGUUAUGAUAUCAAUAAUAUAAUCAAAUCAAUCUUGACUGACUUGCUUACAGGUUUGAGCUAUGAUCAAUACGAUAUAGCUGCAUAUGCGCCCAACCCCUUUUUCGGAUCAAAGUAUGGUGAGUCACAGGACAUUUCAGUCAAUGAAACAUUGUUUUUGGUUGAUGGCGGCGAGGAUUUACAAAAUGUUCCUUUUUAUCCGCUUAUUCAAAAUGCCAGAGAUGUUGAUGUUAUAUUUGCGUUUGAUAACUCUGCAGACACGGAAUAUUCAUGGCCCAAUGGUACCUCAAUUGUGCAAACUUUCAAAAGACAAUUUGCUGCUCAAGGUAGAGGAACCCCGUUCCCUUUUGUUCCAGAUGUGGACAGAUUUGUUGAGGAAAAUUUGGCAUCAAAGCCGGUAUUUUUUGGGUGCAAUUCAUCUGAGUUGGGUAGUUUGGUUGAAUGGCAUGGAAAUGAUGAGAUCAAUGUUACAGAUGUACCAUUAAUCGUCUAUGUUUCAAAUUACAAGCAAUCUUAUAACUCGAAUUUCUCAACAUUUCAGUUGUCUUACGAAAGCGACGAAAAAUGGGGAGCAAUAAGGAACGGGUUCGAAGUGAUGUCGAGAAAUAACUUAACAGACGAUCCAAAUUGGUUGACAUGUGUUGGAUGUGCUAUGAUCAGACGACAACAAGAGAGAUUUGGUCAAGAGCAAAGCGAUGAGUGCAAGAAAUGUUUUCAAGAAUAUUGUUGGAGUGGCGGUGCAGAGGAUGCAGCAGCAGUAUCAAGUGUUAGUGGACUAAGUGAUAUAACUGGAUUGGCUACAGCCACGAAUCUGCAACCAUCUGCAUCAUCAACAUCAUCAGGAAGUGGUGGUGGCUCUAGUUCCGGCACUAAGCAAAAUCAAGCUACAGGUAUUACAAGUGAGAAGCCGUUAUUAUUAGUAACAAUUGCCAGCAUAGUUUCUAAUAUUGUAUGGCUACCGCCUAGCGACUCUCAAUCUUCCACGUCAGCGGGAAGAGCAUUAACCUCAGGUUUAGAGGAAAUAUUGAUUUGGGAUAUCAAGACGGGAGAGCUUUUACAGCGCUUCAAUGAUUCUUUGACUCCCGGGGCAUCGAACUCGAGUACGACUGCAGCUCCAAGUUCUGUCACAUAUCUUUCUUUUCAUCGAGAUACAAAUAUAAUUGCUGCUGGAUAUAGUGAUGGAAGAGUAAAGAUUUGGGAUGUAAGUUCGCAGUCGGUACUUAUGUCUUUUGAAGGGCAUAAAUCCAGUAUCACUCAACUCAAAUUUGAUUACAGUGGAACAAGAUUAAUGAGUGGAUCCAAUGAUUCAAGUAUUAUUUUAUGGGAUUUGGUUGGAGAAACAGGGGUAUUUAAAUUGAAGGGGCACAAAGGGCCAAUUACAGGGCUUGAAUUUUUGUCACAAAACAGCAGCAGCAGCGAAAAUCAAGAUGUAGAUAAUUUAGAAGACUAUUUGCUAAGCUGUUCAAAAGAUGGGUUGAUUAGAUUGUGGGAGUUGAAAAGUCAACAAUGCAUAGAGAGUCAUUUGGCACAUAGUAAUGAAUGUUGGUCAAUGGGUCUCAAUAAACAAAAGGACACUUUAUUGACGACAGGAAAUAAGGAUCAGGUGAAGGUAUGGACAGUAGACCUUUCUCAAAAGGAUGGUGAGAAAGUGGCAGAGCGUGGUAUGCUUGAGAAAGCAAGUAAAGCACGGGGAAACGAAAUACAUUUUAAAUACGUGAGAAACGGAGGAGAUUUAGUAGAAAUGUUUUCAAUUCAAAAUUCGGAUAAAACCAUUGAAGUUUUCAGAAUUAGGUCGGAAGAUGAAAUGAAGAAAGGAAUAAACAAGAGAAUGAAGAGAUUGAGAGAAAAGGGUAUGAAUGACGACGAAAUAUUGCAGUCUAUUGGAGAGUCCGAGAUUAGCAUGCUUAUAGCCCCAUAUGCGAUAGUGAGAGCACAAGGCAAAAUCAAUUCUUGCUGUUGGACCAACAGUUCUAAAAAGUUGGAAAUCCUCAUAUCUUUAACCAACAAUAGCAUUGAAUACGAUAGUUUGACAAUCCUUGAGAAUAUAAGAAAAUCGCAACCAAACGAUAUACACACAAAUCGACUUCAUUUUAUUGACCGUUUGGGACAUAGGUUUGACAUUAGAGCCAUGGACAUUUCUCCUGAAGAUGACAAAUUGUUGGCUACAGCAUCCAAUGGGGAGUUGAAAAUAUGGAAUACUAGAACAUACAAUGUUAUUCGUUCUUGUACGCUAGAAGGAGGGUACGCAUUAUGUUGUAAGUUCUUACCUGGUGGAUCAUUAGUAGCAGUUGGGUUUAAGAACGGGGACCUUGAGCUUUACGAUUUGUCGACUUCAUCAGUAGUUGAUCGCGUUGAACGAGCUCAUCACCAGUUGAGUGGUGGUGAUAGCACUAAUAACGACAACAGCGCUCCUAUUUGGUCAAUGGAUUUGACGUCGGAUGGAAAGACUUUAGUGACUGGAGGCAAUGACAAAUGUGUAAAAUUUUGGAACUUCAAAGUUGAACAAGACAUUAUACCUGGAACUAAUACAGUGGUUAGCCAAUUAAAAUUUGUGCACACCCAAACUUUAGACUUGAACGAGGACGUUUUAAGUGUGCGGAUAUCUCCCGAUGACAAAUAUUUAGCCGUGUCACUACUUAACAAUAAUGUUCAAGUUGUUUUCUUGGAUUCGCUAAAACUUUUUCUUACAUUAUAUGGACACAAACUUCCUGUUCUUGCGAUUGAUAUAUCAGCAGAUUCAAAACUUAUCAUCACAUCCUCUGCUGACAAGAACAUUAAAAUAUGGGGUUUGGAUUUUGGAGAUUGUCAUAAAUCGAUUUUUGCCCAUCAAGACUCAGUUAUGAACGUUAAGUUUAUAGGUGAGACGCAUAACUUUUUCUCUAGUGGUAGAGAUGGAUUGAUUAAAUAUUGGGACGGAGACAAAUUUGAAUGUAUUCAGAAAUUGGUUGCUCAUCACAGUGAAGUGUGGAGUAUGGCAAUAAGCAAGAAUGGAUUGUUUAUGUGUUCUGCAUCUCAUGAUCAUUCGAUAAGAUUGUGGUCAGCCACCAGUGAUGAGGUAUUUUUGGAAGAAGAACGAGAAAAGGAGUUGGAUGAGAUGUACGAGAACAAGUUAUUGGGGCAGCUAGAUUCUGAGGAUACCUUGAGAAAUGACAAGGAGGAUGAGGAAGAUGAAGUUUACGUUGAAAAAGUAACUAAGCAAACUAUGGAGAGUUUAAAAGCAGGAGAGAAAUUGAUGGAGGCAUUGGAUAUAGGUGUUGAAGACCUUGAAGCUACCGAGUUAUAUCAAAUGCAGUUGCAAAAGAGGAGUUCAGAGGCAAUUAAGCCAACACCGCAUGCAAUAUUGUUGGCGUUUGAUAUGACGGGUCCUCAGUAUGUUCUUGAUAUACUUUGCAAGAUCAAACCAUCUCAGUUAGAUGAUGCGUUAUUAGUAUUACCAUUUUCAUACAGCCUCAAACUUUUUCAAAUGAUAAGAGUGUGGACUGAUAAGGACAAUAUUUCAAGAAAUAUUACCCAAUUAUCCUUAAUCUGCAAGGUCUUGUUCUUUUUAAACUCUGCGAAUUCAAAGGAAAUCAUUAGUCACAAAGAUGAUUAUUUGAAAAAACAAUUAAUUGCAGUAAAGGAACAGUUGCGCACGAAUUUAUCCAAAACAUGUCAAACCCUUGGUGUAAAUACACAGGGGCUUCGGUUUUUGAAACAACAAUGGAAAUUAACCCAUGGAUCAGAGUUUAUAGAUGAAGAGGAACAGAAAAAUUUGUCACGUAUUGUUAUAUUCAUACCAUACGGGUUUGGUUCUCUUGGUUCUUUUGGUUCUUUUGGUUCUUUUGGUUCUUUUAGCUGGUUUUAUUUUGCUAUUCAAAUUGAGAGAUAUUGGUUUGUUCGCAAUUAUAGGAACUUGGGGAUCAUGAAUAUGAAUAAUGUAGCUCAGGGUGGGUCGAAUUUAGGCAACGCACCAGCGAUCUGGCAAGGAAUGUACACUGGAGAAGAGAGACAAAGAGUUGUUUCGAUAAUUAUGAACACUUUAACCGAUCUUCAUGGUGCGAAUCCUAAUUUUGAUUUUCAGCGUUUAACCAAAAUGGCACAGGAUUUCGAGAAAAUUGUUUAUGAGAAAUCACCAUCGAGGGAAGACUACCUCAAGGCUAUCAAGUUGAAAGUAAACCAGUUGAGGCUUCAAAAACAACAGUUGGGAAACGGAGGCGGAACAGGAGCAGGAAACGGAGCAGGAGCAGGAAAUGGAGGCGGAGCAGGAAAUGGAGCAGGAGUCUCUGGUAAUGUUUCCAGCGGCAAUGUUUCUCAAAAUAUUCCUCCACACCAGGCGCAACAAGUGGUUAGGAAUGUGAAUGGCACAGGGAAUACUAAUUAUGCAGCAAAUCCGCAGUUUUUGGACCAACAAACACAUGCAUCUAGCCAAUCUCUGGCACAAGUGCAGGCACGUCAGCAGCAACUUCGGCAAAUGGCCAAUAAUCAGAAUCAGCAAAACCAACAAACUCAAAGACCACCGCAAGCACAAAUGCAGCAACCACCUUCUAAUAAACGACCAAUUCAACAACCACAACCUGAUCCCUCAAUGCGAGGACCACCACCACCACCACAGCAACAACAACAACAACCACCACAACAACAUCAACAACAUCAGCAACAACAACAUCAGCAGCAUCAACAACAACAACAUCAGCAGCAUCAACAACAGCCACUUCCACAACAACAACAGCAGCAACUUCCACAGCAGCAGCAACAGCAACAGCAACAACAACCUCCUAAUGGGCCACCUGGAACGGGCCCUAUUCCAGCUGGGGGAAAUCAGCAGGUACCUCCACAGCUACUUCAACUUAUAAGAAGCUCUCCUAUACCACCACCUCUACUCAGUAAGAUACCAUGUUUGCCGAAGGGAGUAACUACAUGGAAUCAAAUAUUCGAUUGUAUUAGACGAAAAGUCAUUUCUCAGGAUAUUUUGCCGUUGAUUAGAGAUAUACACUCUACUCAUAUGCAACUAGUUAUGCGUCAACAGCAACAGAAAAUGAAUAUGCGAAACACCGCUACGAACUUUCCUGGUGGUACUACCAAUGACGAGUUACCUUCCGGGCUUGAUGAUAGAGGUAAUUUGCAAGGAACCACUAAGCCUUCCAAUAAUUUUAACAUCAAUAAUUUAACUCCAAAGCAAAGGGAACAAUUUCUUCAAAGACAGAGAGUGGGUCAGCAGAUGCAGCCCGAUCAAAUCGCAGCUCCUCAAAACUCAGUGAUCAAUCAUGGUCUUCCCCAGAGUUUUGCUUCCCAACCUCAACAAGGAAGCUUGCAAGCGCAUAAUCAAAAUGUGGGACAACUGCAGAUGCCACAACAACAGCUACAGCAACAACAGCAACAACCACAGCAGCAGCAGCAGCAGCAGCAGCAGCCUCAAUCACUAGCACCACUUCCCCAACAACAACAACAACAACAACAGCAGCAGCAGCAACAACAAUUUGGAUUGAAACCACCUCAAUUUCAAAUUACGCAACAAGAUUAUGCAAAAUAUUCCAAUGAUGCGUUAACAGUGCUUAGUAGAUUGCAGCAACAAAAACAGAUUGAGGGACAAAUUGAUGCAAACAUGAAGGACACUUUUAUCCGCAAGUAUAUUCUUCAUCAGAAGAAUCAAAUUUGGAAACAACAACAACAACAACAACAAGCUGCUCAAAAUAAUGCCAAUAAGAAAGCGGCUAUUCCCAUUCAGCAGCAACAACAACAAAGUCAACUUCACCAGCAGAUGAACCACCAGCCUCUGCAGCAACAUGUGCAAAUGAAUCGAAACGUUCCACCUUCUAUGCAACAGAAAAGUAUGCAACAACCAAAUAUGCAAGCCAUGCAACAGGUACUGCCAUUGUUGAACAACGUUAAUCCAACAAUAAUGAAACCCGAUGUCGUUCCUAAUAUUCAACUGUCACCAUUAAUGAAUCAAGGUGCCACUUUCCCACAAAAUAUAAUACCCAUGACUAACCCAAAUUCAAAUCCAAAUAUAAAUCCAAACAUAAAUCCAAAUCCAAAUCCAAAUCAGAAUCAGAAUAGACCUUUUGUAGGAGGAUCGGGCAUGAGUAUUUCCAACUUGUUGCCACCAUUCACUGAUGAGGCUAAAGUUCUCUUGAGGCAGUUGAUAGAGGAUGUUUCACGCAACAAUGUUUUAUUAAAAGAUGUAACUACAUUGCUUUCGCAGCAAGACAAAACGAACGUUCGCGAAGCAAUGAGCAAGAUUCAAGAACUGUAUGGAAAUGUGGAUUCUAUAAUCAGUUAUUUUUAUCUUUUGACAAAGAAUGCAGAAGGUACUAAAAGAUUGAUUCAAAUGAAGUACAUGACCAAAAAUAUUCUUGAAAACUUGCACAGAGGCAUAUAUUUGGCUACUCCAGACUUGUUGGAGAAACUAAGAAAUCAGUAUACCAAAUACUUUGACUAUGUGAAGGAGCAAAUUAGCAUAAGAAGACAGCAAGUUAGUGCAGCAACCGGAGGUGGAGGAGUCAAUCAGCAACAAAAUCAACCGACAGUUCCGCCGCAAUUGCAACAACAACAGCAACAACAACAACAACAACAACAACAAGUGAGACCUCUCCUUCCCCAACAACAGCAACAGCAGCAACAACCGGGGUUGCCUCAAAAUGUAGUACGUACCAAUCAAGCUUUUAUGACUCAAAAUCCACAGUCAUCCCCGCAAAUGUUUGUGCCGCCGACGCAACAAGCUGGGUUGCAUCAGAAUUUGAAUCAAAACUGGUCUAAUGCAAAUGUCAAUGCAAAUGCGAUUUCCAAUGGUGUACCACCACUGAUUCCGCAAACUCCAAACAUGCAAGUACCAGUAGCACAGCAAAAGCCGCCAUUGCUGCAGACCAAAUCCAAAAAACCACCGACGAAAAAGAAACGUACAAGCAGCACUACGGCGGCAACACCCAGUGCAUUAGCGUCAUCAAUCAAAACUCCUCAUAACAUUAAUACUCCACAAAUUCAAUUCUCAGGGCAAUCGCCACCAAUGAAGUCUACUACUCCUCAAGCCACUGUUGCAACCCCCAAAUCAUUGAACAAUGUCUCACUGGCAUCAUCGACUUCUGUAUCUGCGAAUUCAAAUGUUUACACUGUUCCUGAAAUGGAUAUUUUUUCGGUAUCCAACGAUCUGGUGAAGAGAAGAGAGCUUUCGGUGACAGAUCCGUCGCAAUUUUUUAUCGAGUCGAUUAAAAAGUUAUUAGACAUUGACCAAAGUGGUAAUAUCACUGCUACUAAUGCUACUACUCCUACUACUACACCAGAGCAAGCGACAAACUUGGCUGCUACUUUACAAGCCAUAAGUACAAGUUUUAGACAAGUUUACAUUGACCAAAGUGGUACUAAUGCUACUACUCCUACUACUACAUCAGAGGAAGCGACAAACUUGGCUGCUACUUUACAAGCCACAGACAUUGACCAAAGUGGUACUAAUGCUACUACUCCUACUACUACAUCAGAGGAAGCGACAAACUUGGCUGCUACUUUACAAGCCACAGACAUUGACCAAAGUGGUACUAAUGCUACUACUCCUACUACUACAUCAGAGGAAGCGACAAACUUGGCUGCUACUUUACAAGCCACAGGUACAAGCUUUAGACAAGUUUUGUGA